AUGGUUAAUUGCAUAAAGGGUUAAAAUUCUUCCGUUAAUGCAAAAAUGCAACUUGUUGAUUGAAUUUUGAUUCCGCGUUUUGUUUUUGCAAGCGAAAUGUUCUAAAUAUUUAUCGUGCAAGUUGCAGUGUCGGAAAAGAGAAACAAAUGUACCGGCCCACUGGUUCGCCGCCCCUUGUAAGCAGGUUAGAAGGAAAUGACACAAAAAAACAAUGUCCUGACUAUAACGAAGAAUUGUUGAAUUCAUCUGAAAAUAGAACGGAAAUACCUCUGUCGACGCAAGUGGAUUAUCAUACCUGGACAGACGGUUCCAAUGGAAUAUCUCAUGCCAAUCCCGCUUUCGUCUGCGAUAUAGAAGAUUCAGAGAAAAAAGCUUCAACUAAGACAGCUUUGGCUAAAGCCAUAAACGAAAAUAGUCAAGAAGCGGAUGAAAAGAGUGACAACGAUUGCUUGAGUCUCAUUUUUCGAAAAUUUCGUCGGAGAUUCCAACAUCACAAAAAAACAAUCAAGCGCUUGUUUAAGAUGCUACUGUUUCUUCUUUACAACGUAUACUUGGGAUUUGCUAUACAUAAAACCUGGAGGAGUAACACAUCUUGGUGUAAUGGACCUCGUUUUCUUGUUCUCAUAACUGUAUUAACAUACGUGAUUGUCCUUCAUUCUAAGGUUCUAAAACCCUAUAUUUACUGCAAGUUAGCCAUAUGUUUGGAACCAGUGACAAAGCAUCUAAAGAAAGUAUCUACGCUCAAAUAUUUUGAGAUAUUAGCUUGGUUGGUUGUUUGGGGCUGCGUUGUUCUUUUCCUCGUUUUAGACACAAAAGGUGACCGUUACAGGCUAGUGUCAGCUGCAGGAUUACUUAUACUAGUAUUUUUAGGUUAUGUUUGCUCAAAGCACAGACGAAAGGUGCGUUGGCGGCCACUGUUGUUCGGCGUACUUAUCCAGUUCCUUCUGGGCUUGGUGCUGCUUCGAUGGCCUGCGGGCCGUGAUGCCUUCGUAUGUUUUGGAGACAAAGUCACUGCUUUCUUGGGUGUCACUGACAAAGGUUCCACUUUCGUCUUCGGAUACCUCGUCAGCGGUAAAAUGGAGGGAGAGAAGAUUCCCGACCAACCGGCCAUAUUUGCGUUUAAGGUUUUGAGCGUGGUGAUUUUUUUCAGCUUUGUGGUGUCUUUGCUGUACCAUUUGGGAGUGAUGCAAGUGUUGGUGUCUCGGUUGGGACAGUUGCUGCGUUUUACAUUGGGAACUACUGCUUGCGAAUCGGCGUCUGCAGCGGCGAAUGUUUUCCUUGGCAUGACUGAGGCGCCUUUAUUGAUAAAACCCUACCUUCCUCUUCUGACAACAUCUGAGUUACAUGCCGUGAUGACAGGAGGGUUCGCUACAAUUGCAGGAUCCGUCCUAGCAGCUUACAUCAACUUUGGGAUCAGUGCUACGCACCUGUUAUCUGCUUCCGUGAUGAACGCCCCUGCGGCCCUGGCAUUCUCGAAGCUUGUUUAUCCAGAAACAGAAGAUAGUCAGACUGAACUUAACAACAUAAAAAUGGACAAAGGUUCUGAGGGAAGUGCUCUGGAGGCGGCUUGCAACGGUGCUUCUUCGGCUGUGAAAUUGGUCAGCAACAUCGCCGCCAAUCUCAUAGCAUUCGUGGCUUUCAUCGCGCUCAUAAACAAUCUGCUUAGCUGGUUUGGAUCCUUGCUUGAUUGGGAGGAGUUUAAUUUUGAGUGGAUCUUGUCUAAAUUGUUCGUUCCUUUGUCUCUACUACUCGGUGUGGAUUGGGAGGACAAAGAAAGAGUGGCUAAUCUAAUAGGACUCAAAACUGUGGUCAACGAAUUCGUCGCAUACAGACAACUAGCCACCUAUCAAGAGGCAAAAAUGUUGACCGCGCGAUCAUCUGCCAUCGCAACAUACGCACUGUGUGGAUUUGCAAACUUGUCUUCCAUUGGUAUUCAAGUGGGUGCUCUUGGAGCACUAGCUCCCUCUCGUAAAGCAGACGUUGCACGUAUAGCACUGAGUGCUAUGAUGUGCGGUUCGGCCACUUGUUUCAUGACAGCUUGCGUAGCAGGUACCCUGUUGACGCAUUGAAGAAGACUGGAUAAAUUUUCCAUUGUUUGGUUGAACCAAAGUUCUGUCACUCUUCAAAAAUGCAUGUAGCAUGCGUUGAAUUCACAACAGAUAUACGCACAAUCGUUAGUUACUAUUCCAAGUCUUCCUCUGCAGUCCGCGACAGCCAUUCAGAGUGCUAAGCAUUCUCUAGAAUGGCUAAGAUAGAAUAAUUUCAGCUUGAUAUGGUAAGACAGUGAUAAAUCAGAUUAGAUAAAUCUACUGAUUUGAAACAUCAAACAGCGAUCAAACUUCGUAUGAAUCAAUAUAAAAAUAACAAGAACUUGUUCUUUUCUAUGUUUCUUUAGAAACGUCAAAACUUUGGGAUCUUUCCAUAGAUUGCAACACCAUCUUUUAAAGGCUUAAAAAUUGUGCAUCUUACUUCAAAAUGUGCUGAUGAUACGAGUUAAAAAAAUUAAAUGGUACCACAGCCAAAAUUUAAAGCUCAUACUAAUUAUAUAUUUAUAUGAAUGGCAAUAAAACGAUAUGAGUUAAAAGGAAAAAAAAAAUGGAUUACGCUUUAUAACACGGAACAAGCUGCAGAUGAAUCAUAAAAUAGUGCUUGACAUCAAAACAACAGCUAAAAUAACAAAUAAUUUAACUCUUACCUGUCAUAUGGGAGCAGCCAAAUUUUUCAAUGCCAG
Molecule: messenger RNA, 2731 nt
Organism: Uloborus diversus
Lineage: Eukaryota; Metazoa; Arthropoda; Arachnida; Araneae; Uloboridae
Product: solute carrier family 28 member 3-like
Exons: 13
Coding region: 147-2069 (640 amino acids)
Biological process (GO): nucleoside transmembrane transport
Cellular component (GO): membrane
Molecular function (GO): nucleoside:sodium symporter activity
Source: RefSeq, a predicted model, not a curated record